AUGUCUACUUUCGCAGGCGAUGGCAACGACGGAGAUAAGGAGUGGGCACAUGCGGAGACGGUAGAUCUACCGGAAGCAGAGGAGGAGGUGCGUCUGACGGAUCCACUACCGCCAUCACUUCCUCCUCCUUCGUUACCGAAACCCAACCUCGUGGUGGAGGGUAAGUGCCAUAGCCGCCUUGUCCUUGCUCCAGGACUCAGAGAUCUGACCAAACUUCUCCCCGGAGCUCAAAUCAAACCCGACGUUUCCAAGCUCGUCAGUUGAUGGGUUUACGGUGGAAGCCGGUCCCUCGAGAUUCUCCGAGCGCUGUGGCUCUGUAAGUGUACCUUUCGGCUUAGCCGGAGAUGGCGGUGAUGUAUUCGGCCGAUUCUGAAUUGUUUCGGAUUUCCGCUCCAAUUAGAUGGGGACAUUCUGGAAAAGGUAGGUCGGAGAAUCAAACCCUGAUGGAAGCCAUGGACAUCCUUGUCCUCAUUCCCCGCCACCUUAUUGCUGAAGUCCCCUCUGGACGGAAACAGAGGACUAGCUAUCUGCAUUUUAUUCCGCCACUGGGGCAUGAAUGAUAAAUCACAUUUACUUUCCUUGC
Molecule: messenger RNA, 583 nt
Organism: Linum tenue
Lineage: Eukaryota; Viridiplantae; Streptophyta; Magnoliopsida; Malpighiales; Linaceae
Source: the annotation of a GenBank genome assembly